Messenger RNA from Lactuca saligna, 483 nucleotides. The record is from the annotation of a GenBank genome assembly. NCBI's taxonomy places the organism in Eukaryota, Viridiplantae, Streptophyta, Magnoliopsida, Asterales, Asteraceae.
AUGACUUGUAUAUCCGAUCUGAAGUGCGAAGGUGUUGGAGCUCCUUUACAAAUGAGAAUCAUCCGCAAAUGGAAGAACGAUGUCCGUCGAUACCAGACAUGCUGUCCAGAACUUGAUAGGCAUCAGAAGGUAUUAGAUAAUGAUUUCUACAUCGAGGUUGGUCUCAUUUCAAUAAUCAAAUCACUUCUAGAUACAAUGACAAUACCAAAACACUGGUUCCGGUUUGUAACAAAAUCGCAUCUCAUGGAACUUGGAGAAAAACAACCCUAUUAUCCAGACUGCAGAAAAGCAAAUCAUGAGCCAUAUGUUUUCCUAAUGCCAAUAGACAAGAGUGGCAACGCACUUCCAAUAAACCUAUGGAAUGAAUGCAUCACAGUCCCAACAAAAUUCAACCGCGAUCUACUCAUCCUGUUGCCUACCAUUACAGUUGUUGUUACAAACCUAAAGGCUUCCACUUCUGCGGGUAUGGCACUUCCAAUCUGA